Messenger RNA from Conger conger (European conger), 5933 nucleotides. RefSeq names its product aconitate hydratase, mitochondrial-like. Gene Ontology annotation, biological process: tricarboxylic acid cycle. Gene Ontology annotation, cellular component: mitochondrion; cytosol. The coding region runs from base 50 to 2398 and encodes 782 amino acids. The record is from RefSeq and is a predicted model, not a curated record. The transcript is spliced from 17 exons. Lineage: Eukaryota; Metazoa; Chordata; Actinopteri; Anguilliformes; Congridae. Gene Ontology annotation, molecular function: aconitate hydratase activity; 4 iron, 4 sulfur cluster binding.
GAAGAUCUUUACGUCAUCCUGAUGCGACACAUCUUUGUCAGUGAACAAAAUGGCGUCCUACUGUUUGACUGUCACCCGGCUCCAGCUGGUUUUGGGACAGGGGGCCCGGCGGCUGCACGUGUCAGCGGCCCUCCGUGCGAAGGCCAGUGUGGCCAUGAGCCGCUUCGAACCCGGCUCCAGCAUCAACUACGAGCAGCUGCGCUCAAAGAUCCACAUCGUCCGCAAGAGACUGAACCGGCCGCUCACCCUGUCGGAGAAGAUCGUGUACGGGCACCUGGACGACCCGGUGGGGCAGGAGAUCGACCGCGGGCGUACGUACCUGCGUCUGCGGCCGGACCGCGUGGCCAUGCAGGACGCCACGGCGCAGAUGGCCAUGCUGCAGUUCAUCAGCAGCGGCCUGCCCCGCGUGGCCGUGCCCUCCACCAUCCACUGCGACCACCUGAUCGAGGCCCAGACCGGCGGGGUCCAGGACCUGCAGAGGGCCAAGGAAGUGAAUCUGGAGGUGUACAACUUCCUGGCCAGUGCUGGGGCCAAGUAUGGAGUGGGCUUCUGGAAACCAGGCUCUGGAAUCAUCCAUCAGAUCAUUCUGGAGAACUAUGCGUACCCGGGCGUGAUGCUGAUCGGCACGGACUCUCACACGCCCAACGGCGGCGGGCUGGGCGCCAUCUGCAUCGGAGUGGGCGGGGCCGACGCCGUGGACGUCAUGGCCGACAUCCCCUGGGAGCUGAAGUGCCCCAACGUGAUUGGCGUGAAGCUGACGGGCUCUCUGUCGGGCUGGACCUCGCCGAAGGACGUGAUCCUGAAGGUGGCGGGGAUCCUGACCGUGAAGGGGGGCACUGGGGCCAUCGUGGAGUACCACGGGCCCGGGGUGGACUCCAUCUCCUGCACCGGAAUGGCCACCAUCUGUAACAUGGGAGCAGAGAUCGGGGCGACCACCUCAGUGUUCCCCUACAACCACCGCAUGAGGACCUACCUGGACAAGACGGGCCGCGGAGACAUCGCUGCCCUGGCGGAGGAGUACAAGGACGACCUGGUGCCAGAUCCCGGCUGCCACUACGACCAGGUCAUAGAGAUCAACCUGAGCGAGCUGAAGCCCCACAUUAACGGGCCCUUCACCCCUGACCUGGCUCACCCUGUGGAGGACAUCGGGGCGGUGGCCGAAAAGAGCGGCUGGCCUCUGGAGGUCAAAGUUGGUUUGAUUGGCAGCUGCACUAACUCCAGCUACGAGGACAUGGGCCGGGCCGCCUCCCUGGCCAAGCAGGCCCUGGACCGCGGGCUGAAGUGCAAGGCCCAGUUCACCGUCACGCCCGGGUCCGAGCAGAUCCGCGCCACCAUCGAGAGAGACGGCUACUCAAAGAUCCUGAGUGACGUGGGAGGUGUGGUACUGGCUAAUGCCUGUGGUCCCUGCAUUGGACAGUGGGACAGGCGCGAUGUGAAGAAGGGAGAGAAGAACACCAUCGUGACGUCCUUCAACAGGAACUUCACCGCCAGGAACGAUGCCAACCCUGCCACACACGCCUUCGUCACGUCUCCUGAGAUCGUUACGGCCCUGGCCAUCGCCGGGACCCUGAAGUUCAACCCGGAGACAGACUUCCUGACCGCGCCCAACGGGGAGAAGUUUAAGCUGGAGCCCCCCACGGGGGACGAGCUGCCCGCGCGGGACUUCGACCCGGGACAGGACACCUACCAGCACCCGCCCCCCGACGGGGGCUCCCUGCGCGUGGAUGUCAACCCCGAGAGCAACCGCCUGCAGCUGCUGGAGCCCUUCGACAAGUGGAGCGGCCAAGACCUGGAGGACCUGCAAGUGCUCAUCAAGGUGAAGGGGAAAUGCACCACAGACCACAUCAGCGCCGCCGGCCCCUGGCUGAAGUUCCGCGGUCACCUGGACAACAUCUCCAACAACCUGCUGAUCGGAGCGGUCAACACGGAGAACGACGCGGUCAACAGCAUCCGCAACCAGCUGACGGGCGAGUUCGGGGGCGUGCCCGACGUGGCUCGCCACUACAAGAAGAAUGGGCUGCAGUGGGCCGUGGUGGGGGAUGAGAACUACGGCGAGGGCUCCAGCAGAGAGCACGCCGCCCUGGAGCCCAGGCACCUGGGGGGCCGAGUCAUCAUCGUCAAGAGCUUCGCCAGGAUCCACGAGACCAACCUGAAGAAGCAGGGGCUCCUCCCCUUGACCUUCGCCGACCCCCGCGACUACGACAAGAUCCGCCCUGACGACAAGAUCUGCAUCAAAGGCCUCCGGACAUUUGCCCCCGGCCAGCCCCUGAUGGCGGUGAUCAAGCACUCGGACGGGACUCGGGACAGCAUGCAGCUGAACCACACCUUCAACGAGACGCAGAUCGAGUGGUUCCAGGCCGGCAGCGCCCUCAACCGCAUGAAGGCGCUGCAGCACUGAGUGGGCGGAGCCCAGAGAGGAGCGGGUCAUGCAGGAAGGGGAGGGGCCACACCACGGGUGGGAGGGGAGAGGGGUAACGGCCCCGACGUGGAGACAGCGAGAGAAGCCACACCCCUCUUUAUUCACACAAACUGACAACUCCUGACAUUUACGUUGCACACACGCACACGCACACACACGCACACACACACACGGAGAGAUCCAUGCCCAUACGUGAUGUUUGCCAGGUGCCACUUGUGGUAAAACUUGUACGCUUCUGUUCACAGAUGGGAACUAUCCAUGUUUCAGGUGUAAAUGUUAAAUAUAUUCACUGUGUAGAAGUGACCCCCCGUACUUGAAAGUCAUGCGCGCCAAUCAAUGGAGAUAUUAUUACACUGCGCAAAAUAGCAACAUACCGUCACUCCGCCAGGCCAGCCAGUCUUAAGGAUCACUCCAAUGCAGCUCUCUGGAUAUCAAACCAUAAUCGCACUGCUAUUAUCAGCUGAUCUUCUGUGUAGCAUUCAUACUAGUGCCCUCUCUCUAGCACAAAAAGUGCUCAUUGUGCUGUGUCAGCUACGUGGUGCUGUUUGUGACAGAAGGCAAGCGCUCCAGAUUUCACCUCACACACACACACACACACACACACGCAGACACAGGGUAUCCCAGGUUGAAGUAUUUGUCAGUGCUUUCUCAUUAAAGGACCUUAACAGUACCAGAACGUACAGAUACCUUUACACUUUCCCCCUUUCCCACCAUUGAUUUACUGAUGCUUAGAAAGGUCAAUAUUUCCACGUUUUAAAGGGAGGCUUAUUUAUUUGUAUUUUACUGAAAUAUGGACCUAGUUUUUCUUGUCUAGUGCUUUACAGUUUUGGUGAAAACUGGUUUGAAUCUCACUUCUGUCCCAGUUAAAAACCCUUUUUUGUAGGGUUGUGUAUUUAUGUUUUCGGUACUGGCCAAAUCUAGCUCAUGGAAAUGCACGAGUCUUGCUACUCAGCGCCCCCUAUAGGUCUGAUCCAGCAGUCUUCCUUAUGUUGCUUUUUAUUUUAUUUAUUUCUUCUCUCCUUUCUCUCUCAGCACAAGUCCUCUCUUCCCUCUUGUGCCUAUUAAUGCGGUUUUGUGAGGAGGCUGAGUGUCCGUGGGCCUGAAUGCAAGGGAACUGAGGACUAGGUGUGGAUGUAGCCCACCCCGCAGUGCGUCUUACUGCGCUCUCCGUUCUGGGCACACGCAUGCAUGCACUCACAGAUGCACACACACACACACACACACACACGCAUGCAGCCACUCGUUUCUCAAACCACUGUUCUCUGCAUUUCCGUAUUUGUUUUGGUUUCUCUACACUCCCCUCCUUGGGGAGGAAUUGACCUACUGUCCUCUGCAGUAGGUUGUUGUGACAAGGUGACGUUUCAGCAAAUGGAAACCUUAUUGCCGGUCUGCCUGCCUGCCUGUGUGUGUGUGUGAGAGACCUGAAAGAGCGAGAGGAAGGGAGAGGAAAGCAUGAGGUGGACUCGGUUCUGCUUGUCCAGCGGUGUUUUGUUUCCUGUGUGUGGCUUUCUCUUGUCAGUGGAACGGAUCCUUUCCCAACAUCUGUCCUUUCAGUCUUGGUGUUACCCUGUGUGAUAAUGCUAGGGCUGUCAGAUAGCUCACUAUGUCAGGACGUUGUCUUUAAAAAAUAUAUAUAUAAAUAAACGCACAAUCUAGUGUACAGGGGCCUAGGUAUUACUGCUGUUUAGCAUGUACGGGAACUAUUGUACACAAGUCUUUCACUCAUCACACUUUCCUCAAUACAGUCUUUCAAAAUUGGUGCAUAAAUCAUUGCAAGGUGUAUGAAAUGGAUUGCUGAUUUUGAAGUUUGGCUUGGCUGCACUCCUGCUUGUGUGAAUAUGUGAAUAUGUAGCCAGUGGGGAUGUAGAUUAAUCCAGAAGCUGCCUAACCAGCCGAUGCCCACGUUACUGGCAGUGUAGGGUGCCUUGGUUAAGCAGCGGGUGUGUAUAUUUGGGGAAAAGGUGCCGACAGCUGUGUUGGCGGGUCUUCGUCCUUUGUGGCAGAAGCCCUAGAGAUACGGUCUCCCAUUGAGAAGCCAGACUUUCCGGUCCAUUGUAUCUGUUCAGUGUGUCCGGCCAGCAGUGCUCUGUAUCUUGACAAUGAAAUGACCACUUUGCUGGUUGAAAUCGCUCUCUCAGAACCGUUCGGUUAAGUCUAUGAGUUUGCGCACUUCAGACUCCAUCCUCUCUGGUGCUCCUGCUCUGUGGAAUACAGUGUAAUUAUUCUUCUGUGGUUAAUUAUAUUUUCUGCCAAUUAAAAAAAAAAAAAAAAAAAAAAUUAAAAAAAAUGUGUGGAUGGAAUGAUUUUAUUCCAUUUCCACUGUGUUUCUGUAGAUCUCAGAGAUGGAGAUGGUUUGUGAUCUCUGUCACUGAAGAUCGGUGGUGGAUCUUCAGGUUCUGAAAGUAAAGGUCCUCCCCAGGGUUUUAUUACAAUUGCCAGAUUCUGCUAAUCAUCAAACUUCUUUAGCCAGAAGGUGGAACUAAUUGGUGAAAUCAGCUGGCUGAGUUUAUGGGGGGGUGGAAGAAACACAUGGCAGGGCUUGUACUUUCUGACCCCUGGGCUUUCCUCCGCUUCCGAAGAUGGGUUGAGGCGGUUGAAGCCAAACUCACUGAUGUACAUCAGACUCUGUCAAACUCCUCAUGUCAAUUUGCCCUGUGUUGAAAUGUUAAAAUCAUUAAAGCCCUCUAAAUACAAAUUUCUGUUAAGUGGCUCCCUCAUCACUGGUCUUUUGCCGUAAUCGCCAAAGAUGCCUCAUUCCUGCUUUGAAUGCUUAAAAUGCUUGAAAUGCUAAAAAACCUUUAGAAAAAUAAGGCUAUAUUUUGGGUUUGUUUGUGGCAUUAAAACAUUUCAAAUUUGGUAAUGAUUAGUGAGUAAGACUGCUACCAAGAUCAUUCUAACAGUACUUUGUUGCUUGAAGUUUUAUGCAAAUAACAGCCUGUUUCAAUGUGCUUUUGACCGCUUCUUUGAGGUUUGCAAUAUGGGUACAUGUAAAAUGCAAUAUGUAAAAACUAAAGCUACUUCUCUGCAUUACAACACAUCCAUCCUCAUACACCCAUAUGCUAAUAUUAUGAUGUAACACAAUGCAAAAUACUGUUGGUAAUCGGUUUGAAUCUGUGUUUCUGGACAUUACUGUAUAAUCACAAACUGGAAUGCCAAGUGAAUUUCAGAGGAGCCCCAUCGGACAAGGCUUCAUGUGAACAGAAUACGAAAUCUGUUCCUGACUGUCCGUUCUGCUGCGCUGUGUAGUUUAGGAGUUGUUGGGUAUCAAUUUGGUAUGCAACUUGGACAAAACCUUGGUUGACCAUUUGUGGAAGCAUGACCGAUGGCUGCCUCUAUAAAUUUACUCCUGGCAUUUUCAUUCUGCUAUAUCCAGAUGUUAACACUCCACUGUUUUCAUCUCUUCUUUUGAUUUUAGAGGAUGUGAUUUUAUAAAGUAGAUGAGAGGAAUGAUUGGCUCGCAAGAAUGAGAUUUGACUUCCUCUGGAGAAAGAGCUAUUAAAUAUUUAUCAAAGAA